Molecule: messenger RNA, 1826 nt
Organism: Limulus polyphemus (Atlantic horseshoe crab)
Lineage: Eukaryota; Metazoa; Arthropoda; Merostomata; Xiphosura; Limulidae
Exons: 8
Source: RefSeq, a predicted model, not a curated record
GUACAAUAGCAGGUGGCGAUGGAAAGGCGGGGAUUCAGAUUAAUUUGCAGCAAUAGCAGCAGUAUUUGAAAUGUUUAAAAUUAAAGUUUUAUUUACAGUUAUUAGCUUAUAUUCAUCAUUUUCGGUAGAACAUAGUAGAGUAUAGGUUUAAGUUUAAUAAUUGAUAUUGUGAAUGUAAUCAGACGUUGAUUUGAUAUUCAAAAUAAAAGCUAUUUAAACAAAUCAUGAGCCAAGACAUAUCUGGCGACUUAGUUACAUAUAUACCAGAAAGAAAGCAUGCCAAACCAAACCGCAGGGUUAUAAAGCGACAAACAACUCUUCGACCUUUCACCAUUAGACUACCUUCUGCACAACAGACUUCUCAAAAGAAUAGUUCUUUGAAAAAUGUGGACUUGGUUCUACCAUCUCAGUCUCCUGUUACUUCUGACAAUCUUUCGCCUUCUCAAGGAAUCAGCCAUGGUUUUCAAACAUCUACACCAGUUCGACCAAAAGAGAACAUUCCAAACAUUGGAUUUUUACCUUCUGGCUCACCUAAUUUUGUACAACAUUCUCCACCAGCCUCAUCGCAGACAGAUCAAAGAAAAGAAUCAUCCCUAACACGUGGGCUCCUGAGGGCUCCUGAAGUACUUGAAACACCAAAAUCUGACGAGAAGCGUGAGGUUCAAGCUAAAAAACUUAGCUACUUUUGUAGUACAAGUAACUCCAAUUCUCUCUCGUCUGUUAUAAGAAACAUACAACAAGAUCUUUCCUUGUCAGUUUCUAAAAAAAACAUCGUAGAAGAUAAAGAAAAAAGCUUUCCAUCUUCCAUAAUAUCGGGUAAUAAAGAUGAUUUAUACAGCCACAAAUCUUCAGCAACUAAAACAACUUCCAAAACUACAAAAAGUUUAGUUUCUUCUCAUUCACUCAAUAACAAAGGUACUGUAGUAGAAGAAUUUCCAUUGAAAAAUGAGUUGUUUGGACAGAAAACUCAUAGAAGGGUGUCAUCUCUUAAGGAACCAAUAGUUUCAACUAAACACCAGGACAGGCCUGAAACAUCAUCUGGAAUUCAGGAAAUAUCAGAGGUAGUGAACAGCUUAAAUAGAUUUUCAGAUAGACAUCAAGAACUGAAUACUAAGCCAGAACAAAGUUUUACUAAAACUUUGUCUUACCAGAAAUUUUCCGGCAUUUUGAAAAAGCACAUUGGUGAAGAACCGAGCAAUGAGAAGCUACCAGCCAGAUCACAAAAACAAAAUUCACCACUAGUUGAAAAUGUAUCUGGUAAUCAGAAAAAUAAUAAAAGAAAGGUAGCCUUCAGAGAAGAAAGUUCUCAGAGAAAUGUUAAAAAAGGCUUAGCGGUGCGAAAAACACCAGCUGGACAUAAUUUGAAAAAAUCUCGUGUCAAUGUUGGUAAAAGAAAAACAUCUUUGGAACCAUCACCAAGUGAAGAUUUGAUGAAAACUCGAUCUUCAGCAAAAACCUUCCAGAUUAUACCAGGUUUAAGAAAAGUGACUCCUCCUUCUCAACCAUUGAAAAGGAAAGCACCUGAUAUAAAACCGGUCAAGUCCAAGCAGCUUAAGACUACUGAUGAACAGCAGAUCACAUCUGAACCACAACAAAAAAUCAAGUUUUGGAAAGGUCAGGAGGUGAAAAGACAUGUCGCUGAUAUCGUGGAUUUGGAUAUUAUGCUUAUGGUUAUUAAAGAAAUCAUAGAAGAAAUGAGAAAGAGUACGAGAAAUGAGAGGACCUUGGGAGUUUUGUGUGAGUUGGAGGAUUCUGUGGAAACCCAAUUUAAAGAGAUGAUCUUAAAAUUGCAUAAACAGAGGGUUAUGAAAAUGAAGAUCCUCAAG